GCGUGCAGAGGCGGCAGUGCCUGCUCUGCUGAGCGCCGAGCGGGGAUGGCGGCUCUGUGUGUGACUGGGGUCCGGCUGUGGAGGCUCCGGGCGGCCGAGGUUGAGGUGUGCUUGCGGCGGCUGCGUGGCUCGGGGCUGGCCCGGGCGUUUUUGCAGUCCACCUCGGCUCGCGAGAAUGCGACCCCGACGCGGCAGGUGGCUCACUUCACUUUCCAGCCUGACCCGGAGUCCCGGGAGUACGGGCAAACUCAGAAAAUGAAUCUUUUUCAGUCUAUAACAAGUGCGUUGGAUAACUCAUUGGCCAAAGAUCCUACUGCAGUAAUAUUUGGUGAAGAUGUUGCCUUUGGUGGAGUCUUUAGAUGCACUGUUGGCUUGCGAGACAAAUAUGGGAAAGACAGAGUUUUUAAUACCCCUCUCUGUGAGCAAGGAAUUGUUGGAUUUGGAAUUGGUAUCGCUGUCACUGGUGCUACAGCCAUUGCAGAAAUUCAGUUUGCAGAUUACAUUUUCCCUGCUUUUGAUCAGAUAGUUAAUGAAGCCGCCAAGUAUCGUUAUCGUUCUGGGGAUCUUUUUAACUGUGGAAGCCUCACUAUCAGAGCCCCAUGGGGCUGUGUUGGCCAUGGGGGUCUCUAUCAUUCUCAGAGUCCUGAAGCUUUUUUUGCCCAUUGCCCAGGAAUAAAGGUGGUCAUACCCAGAAGCCCUUUCCAGGCCAAGGGACUUCUUUUGUCAUGCAUAGAGGAUAAAAAUCCUUGCGUAUUUUUUGAACCUAAAAUACUUUACAGAGCAGCAGUGGAACAAGUUCCUGUGGAACCCUACAACAUCCCACUCUCCCAAGCCGAAGUUAUUCAGGAAGGCAGUGAUGUCACCCUGGUUGCCUGGGGCACUCAGGUUCAUGUGAUUCGGGAAGUGGCUUCCAUGGCACAGGAAAAACUUGGAGUGUCUUGUGAAGUCAUUGAUCUGAGAACUAUUAUACCUUGGGAUGUGGACACGGUUUGCAAGUCUGUGAUCAAGACAGGGCGGCUGCUGAUCAGCCACGAGGCUCCUCUGACUGGCGGCUUUGCAUCAGAAAUCAGCUCUACUGUUCAGGAAGAAUGUUUCUUGAACCUAGAGGCACCCAUAUCAAGAGUAUGUGGAUAUGACACACCAUUUCCUCACGUUUUUGAGCCAUUUUAUAUCCCAGACAAAUGGAAGUGUUAUGAUGCCCUUCGAAAAAUGAUCAACUACUAACCCAGCAGGUAGGGAAAUGAGAAGAUUGUGACUAGAUAUGGAAAUAUUUUUUCUGAAUUUUUUGUAUUUCUUCAGAAUUACUCAUUCUUCAAGAUAAGUAUUGUCUGAA
Messenger RNA from Ochotona princeps (American pika), 1333 nucleotides. It is a transcript of the gene BCKDHB, whose product is annotated as branched chain keto acid dehydrogenase E1 subunit beta. The transcript has 11 exons. Gene Ontology annotation, biological process: response to nutrient; branched-chain amino acid catabolic process. The record is from RefSeq and is a predicted model, not a curated record. Bases 46 to 1224 code for a protein of 392 amino acids. Gene Ontology annotation, molecular function: catalytic activity. NCBI's taxonomy places the organism in Eukaryota, Metazoa, Chordata, Mammalia, Lagomorpha, Ochotonidae.